Molecule: messenger RNA, 1425 nt
Organism: Recurvomyces mirabilis
Lineage: Eukaryota; Fungi; Ascomycota; Dothideomycetes; Mycosphaerellales; Teratosphaeriaceae
Exons: 2
Coding region: 1-1425 (474 amino acids)
Source: RefSeq, a predicted model, not a curated record
AUGUCUUCUAACAGGGGCUCAGCAAGCCCUCCUACCAAGAAAGGCGUCGCCAAGGUCAUUAAGCCCAAGAAAGGCUACAACGCGAGAAAUCGAAACACCUGGACUGUUCCACAACUUAAGGCGGAGUGCAAGGCUCACGGGUUGAAAGUCGGUGGCAGGAAAGACGAGCUUAUCAUUGGCCUGCAAGUCAACGACGACACCAAGAAGGAGGCAGCUGGAGACGAAGACAUCGAGGACGAGCACGAGGACGAAGAAGCUGCCGGAGAAGACACUGUUGACGCCGAGAAAGAGGGCGAGAAGACGCCAGAGGUAGGAGACACGACCAGUGAACCUGAUCCGACGGCUCCACCCAAAGCAGACAAAGAAAUCAAGAUUCCCGGCAUAAAAAAGGCCACGAUGUCUGAGCCUUACGUUGAGGAAAAGCCUGCGGAUCGUUCACGUACCAUCAGGAAGCCCGAACCUAAGAGAAUCGGCGCUGAUGGUCAUCCACUCUUCAGAAAGCCGACAAGGAAGAUUGCAGCUGGCGGUAAACCGGUGCCGAAGAACGGCUACAAGGCUAUCUCUGAGUCGGCGUCGCCGGCGCCAGUGCCAGGUUUUAAGGCGAAGCGGGUUGAGAUUGAGCGGGCGAAAGCUUAUCGCAAGGCUAAUAUGAAGAUCGUCGAGCAAGUUAUGAGGGAUAAUGGAGAUGACGAUGAGGUGUUCUCUGAUGCUGUUAAUCAGUUGGGUAAGGCAAGAGAUGAGCUGUCUAAGAUUGCUAAGGCGGAGGCUGUUGAUGAUGAGGUGGAGGAAGCGGAGGUGGCUAAAGAUGAUGAGGAGUUGGUGGACGACGAUGAGGAGGUGCAUGAGCAUGUGGCUGAUCCGGAAGAUGGCGACUUCAGUGAUGGGUCGCGCAAGCGCAGUAGGGACGAUGAGGAUGUAGAAGAUGUGUUUGGCUCAAGCAAAUCCAAACACAUCAUAAGCAUGGCGCCAACAACAAGAUCAAAGACCACCAAGGUCUGCCCAAGUAAGACUACCAGCGCGAGACAAGCCGCUUCCACCCCAAGCCCCAAGAUCACGAAGAGAGCGCCUCUCAAGACCAAGGGCACCAAAACCUCCCGCCUCAGCUCCUCCAUCACAGGCUACAGUCCCGCCCUCCCAGGGAAGGACUGGGACAUUCGGAUGUACGACCUAGCCAUCGAACGCAACCACGGCGGCAAGAUGCUGCGCCCAACCGCCGUCCAAAUCCACGAAGCCAGGCACGCCCGCAGAGUCCAGCAGGAAUUGCGCAAUCUGCUCCCCAAAGUCCACGGCGUGCCGGUGUCCGGACAUCUGACCAAGACCUUGCAAUCUUUGAUUAGGAUUUUGGAAGUAUUUACGAAGGAGCCUACGCAGCGUGAUCUGAAGAAGGUGAAUUAUGAUGCGAUUCCUGAUCGCCCGAUCUGGUAA